Molecule: messenger RNA, 1983 nt
Organism: Protopterus annectens (West African lungfish)
Lineage: Eukaryota; Metazoa; Chordata; Ceratodontiformes; Protopteridae
Gene: TBX19
Product: T-box transcription factor 19
Exons: 8
Coding region: 215-1582 (455 amino acids)
Biological process (GO): regulation of transcription by RNA polymerase II; positive regulation of DNA-templated transcription; cell fate specification
Cellular component (GO): nucleus
Molecular function (GO): RNA polymerase II cis-regulatory region sequence-specific DNA binding; DNA-binding transcription factor activity, RNA polymerase II-specific
Source: RefSeq, a predicted model, not a curated record
UUUGCUGAGGACUGUACAUUAUAAACACAUUUUGUAAAACUAAUUCUGGGCAAACACCGUAUAAGGAGUGAGGAAGCAAGUGCAAAUGUGACAACAUAUGUGAACCUUUCUUUGUGCACAACAUUGCCCAACGUGUGGAAAAGGAAAAGCCAUCCUCCCUUAUUGGGAAGUGUUUAAUUGCCACUGGAUAUUUUCUUGGACUGUAGCAGCAGGCAUGAAUGAUUCAGUUUGCUGUGGUUCGACUGAUAGUGGCAGCAGAUGUGGUGGAACCACUGGUGCAGAAGGUGCCACUGUCUCUCGUCUGCUCAGCGUGGUAGAGAAUGAGCUGCAGGCUGGUCGAGAAAAGGGAGAUCCAACUGAGAAACAGCUUUUGGUCACAUUAGAUGAUGCCGAACUUUGGAACCAGUUUAAAGCCAUCACGAAUGAGAUGAUUGUGACGAAAAAUGGCAGGAGAAUGUUUCCUGUUUUGAAAAUCAAUGUUUCUGGCCUGGAUCCAAAUGCGAUGUAUUCCUUCCUUCUGGACUUUGCUCCUGUUGACAGCCACCGGUGGAAGUACGUAAAUGGAGAGUGGGCCCCAGCUGGGAAACCUGAGCCACAGAACCACAGCUGUGUCUACAUCCACCCAGACUCACCCAAUUUUGGAGCACACUGGAUGAAAGCCCCCAUCUCAUUUAGCAAAGUCAAGUUAACCAACAAGCUAAACGGCGGUGGCCAGAUAAUGUUAAAUUCACUACAUAAGUAUGAACCACAGAUUCACAUUGUCCGUGUUGGUGGACCUCACAGAAUGGUCAUGAAUUGUUCAUUUCCUGAAACUCAGUUCAUCGCUGUGACUGCAUAUCAAAAUGAGGAGAUCACUGCUUUGAAGAUUAAAUACAAUCCCUUUGCAAAGGCAUUCCUGGAUGCAAAAGAAAGAUGCCAUCACCGAGAAUUUCAAGAAGGUAUCCAUGAUAGUCACCACAGAGGUUUUUCUCAGUUGAGUGGAUGGCUGCUUUCAAGUCCUGAAGCCAUAUGUACAUCUGGAAAUCCUAGUUAUCAGUACACCAGCACUUUACCUCUUCAUUCUUCACAUGCCCACCAUAGCUGUGAACAUUACACAAACCUCCGUAGCCAUCGACCUGCCCCCUACCCAACAUCGUAUAUGCACAGGAACCACCCUGCAGUAACACUGGCUGAGCCUGCAAGCAAUGGCCUGCAGGUUUUCCCUCGGCAUGAUAGUUGGACUCCUGUUCCUCCACCACCAUCUCUGUCACAUGCUAAUCUUCUCUCAUUGCCUCAUACCACUGCAGUUUCUGGUAAUACUGGGCACUACCCCUGCCUGUGGGCAGUCAAUAACAGCACAGCUGGUACUACCAUUCCAUUGAAUGAGACACCGGACAGCACACCCAGUCAGUUCUUACGGGGUAACACCUCUGUAACUACCACUGUACCAUCCACAUCACCUGGAGCCGCGGCAACAGUGGCAGCAGCAGCUCUGGUCACAAUGCAGGGCAGUGGAGGAAGCAGUAUGGAAGGCAACGGAGAGCCUUUGCACACCAGACUUUCUGUAUCCACCUGGACAGCAGUAUCUUCGCAUUCCUUUUAAUCAAUGAAAAUCUGUGUUCCUGAUGCUGUGAAGAUAUGCAUUAGUGACAGUCAAGAGUCUUGUAAGAUCAACACUUAUGUGAAGGCCCAAAGGUGUGGGGAACAGAUUUUGGUAGGGUUAUGGGGAUACAGAAUUCCUUAGAGUUCAGACUUCAGAAGUUAAAGUCAAUGUCUUACAUCGGCAACAUUAUUCCAGACCACACCCACAAGAGACUGUUUCAGAGCUAUAAACUCUUUAUAACUUUUCCUUCAAGAUUAAUAUUUGCUUUUGAAGACAUGUGCACUAUGCUGUAUGUGAUUAAAAAUGUAAAAUUCCUUGAUGCUUUUAAGAGUUUUGUAACCAGUGUGAACUGAAGAAAAUAAGCUUAAGCACUCAAAGAAUUAAAUGUCAUAUUUAUUAAA